CCCUGAGUGAAAAGUCCGUAAAGUUUGUUCGCUCCGAUCGUUAAUCGGAACGUUGAAUUAGUGUAUCGUAUUGGGGUGACAUUGAAAGUGUUUCAUAAACAGUGCAAAAUAUACGUUCACUGAUGUUGAAAUGAAGCAAAACCACGUCAUGUAUGGUGACUCACGAAAACUAUGCGAUAAGCAUACGCAGUUCGCCCCGCACGGGCUCUGUAUUCCGUCGGAUUAAUGAUCAAUGGCUUUAUUUGAGAAACGAUAUACGAAUAAAGUGCUGCUAGAUGAUACGGAGAAGCUGAUUAGCGUCAUUGAAAAUGCAAGAACGAUCGACGGACACACGGAGUACGUGAUCAGAACACAAAGAGGUCCACUACCAGAUAAAUCUUGGAGAGUUAGCAGACGUUACAAUGACUUUAUACAGCUCAAUGCAGCUUUAUCAGCUUCAGGCCUUGACUUAUCUCUUCCUCCAAAGAAAAUCAUUGGUAACAUGGAACCAGACUUCAUAGCUCAGCGUCAAAUAGCACUACAGGUCAGUGGCAGCUAUGGCAGAAUGAUAUUGGCAUCGUCUCUUCCUAUGAAAAAAUUCCUAGAUCCGGAAAAUUAUACAGCACCAUUACAUGAAAUAGCUCUGCAACAGGUGUCACUAGCUCUACGCAGUGAUGCAAACUAUGAAGUCCUCAAGGCCAUUCCUGACAUGGGAUGGCGGCUGAGGAAGCAUUAUUACACGGUUAAAAAUCGUCAGAAUCCAAAGCAAGAGUUAUUGCUUGCAUGGGUAGAAUUUGGCCCAGACAAACAUCUGCACGAUAAAGAUAUGCAAGGUGUUUUCAAAAGCUUAGGAACCUUAAAACACAAUUAUAUAGAACCAAUUGUUUACCAACACGUGACAGAGACCGGAGCGUUAAUGAUAAGAAACUUCCAUCAGGCGGGUACAUUACGCGACACUUUGUGCGUAACCAAACCAAAGCAACCAUUCAUAAAAAAGUAUGGAAACCCAAAACAAACCAAAUCUUUAACAGUGUCUGAAAUUGCAAUGUAUGGUUACCAGAUUUUGGAAGCCUUAGGAUUUCUUCAUGAGAAAGGCCUACCGUAUGGGCACUUACAUACAGGCAACGUUCUUCUGACUCAAAGAUGUGCAAAAUUGUUAGAUAUAGAAAAUGGUCUUUUAGGCUUGCCUGCGUUUUAUCGACCUUACGUUGUGCAAAGACGUAAACUCCAUGCCACGACCCAAGUGGACGUUUACUCGUUCGGGCAUGUGCUGUACGAAAUGGCUUUUGGUAGACCACUUUUAGAGGCAACAUGCUCCGAAUUACCGUACUGCGAGGCCGGACUAAAGAACCUGUUGGAAGUGAUUUUAUCACCCGAAGAUUUGAAACAAGAUCUACCAACAAUACCACACUUACUGGACCAUCCAUUUUUCGAAUCGGCUAGACGUGCUGUGCUGGCUGUUGGAUCUGUGGAGAAACCACACUUUAAGUUAAGUAGUCAUUUAAAGGAAGCUCUCCACGAAGCGGUGAACAAAGCAGAACAAAGACUGAAAGACGAACAAAAGGUGGCUAGGCAACAGAAAAGGUUUGCCAAAGUUCAAGAGAUGAUGAGUUCGGAAGAAGAGAUGAAGAAACGAAAACAGAAACUGAAAAAGGAACAAAAAUUGGCACAAGAGCAACGUUCUGCGAACCAGUUGAGUACAAACGGAUUGAAGCAACUGAAUGGCAAGAGUCCAGAACGUUCAGACAGUCCUACAAGCACUUCCACAGCCACCAGCGUUGGAACCUUAACUCCGCCAUCCUUGCGUUCUGUAGAUGUGCCGCAAGGUGAUGGAACUACUGGUAAGGGUCCUAUCCCACCGCCUCCAAUGCCACCAUCUAACGGCGUAGCCGACAACGUCCCGAAGGCGACCAACGAGCGGACCGCUUUGCUCGGAAGUAUUUGUAACUUUAACAAAACUAGUCUUCGCAAAGUCGCUAAUGGGCAACGUUAAAACUAUAAGUUUAAAAAAAAACGGAUGGAUAUUUGAUAAACAGUCCUAUUGGUUAACACCCUCAACGGUGUUUAUAAUUAUUAUUUCGAUCGCGAUACUUGUGAAAAUAAUGGAAUUCGAGAUUUUUAAGGGGCUGAAAAGUGUACGUCGAAUGGGCAAAUAAUCAUUAAUAGUGUUGCAAAAUUAAUCUAUUUAUAAUGUACAGGGUGCGAUAGUAACCGUUAUCUGAACAGUUUUCAGAAUUGUGAAAUCAGAGGAGAAAUUUGUCUAAUAGAAAUAAUAUGAUGAGUGGGCGGUUAUAUGGUACUGAUCCCAAAAGUCUGUAGGUGGAGUUACCUUCGAGAUUUACACGGUCAUUUGUUCUAAUGUAUUCCUGAAAAAAACUCAAAAGAUAUUAUUGCAGUAAUAGUUACUGUUUUACCUUGUAUAUAUUAUUCAUCUUGAAAAUAUUAGCUGCACGACUAAUUGCUAAUGGCGGUCGAUAUUUAAAUAUUAUCCGCUGGAAAUUUUAUUUCUUCAGC
Molecule: messenger RNA, 2493 nt
Organism: Dufourea novaeangliae
Lineage: Eukaryota; Metazoa; Arthropoda; Insecta; Hymenoptera; Halictidae
Product: PX domain-containing protein kinase-like protein
Exons: 8
Coding region: 233-1972 (579 amino acids)
Biological process (GO): protein phosphorylation; early endosome to late endosome transport; endosome to lysosome transport
Cellular component (GO): extrinsic component of endosome membrane; late endosome; early endosome
Molecular function (GO): protein kinase activity; ATP binding; actin binding
Source: RefSeq, a predicted model, not a curated record